Molecule: messenger RNA, 395 nt
Organism: Formica exsecta
Lineage: Eukaryota; Metazoa; Arthropoda; Insecta; Hymenoptera; Formicidae
Product: THAP domain-containing protein 3-like
Exons: 2
Molecular function (GO): sequence-specific DNA binding
Source: RefSeq, a predicted model, not a curated record
AUUGUGAAAAUUCUGGAAAGAUGCCGAGCAGUUGUUGCAUUCCGAAAUGCAAAAAUACUACAAAAAAUGGUUUUCAUUUAUUCAGAUUUCCUUUGAAUCGUUCGGAUAUUUUAAAAAUGUGGAUCAAUGCUAUUGGAAGAAAUAAUUUUAAACCAACGAAAAGCCAUUUAAUCUGUAGUGCUCAUUUUGUAGCUACAGAUUUUAUGGAAAGACCUAACGCAAGCGGCGUGCGUUUAAAAAAUCUUGCUGUGCCUUCGAUAUUUUUUGAGGCUCCUGCUCCUACUAUUACUCCGGAUGUCACUACUUCUGCAAUUGAGUCUGGCACUACUCCUGUUCCUGCUAUGAUCAUGCCUAUUUCAUCGCUGAAUAAAGAAUCUGCCAGCACAAGUGCUAUU